Molecule: messenger RNA, 34907 nt
Organism: Electrophorus electricus (electric eel)
Lineage: Eukaryota; Metazoa; Chordata; Actinopteri; Gymnotiformes; Gymnotidae
Source: RefSeq, a predicted model, not a curated record
GUGGUUCUUAGGCACUCAGCUGAAACCUGUGUUACUUGCUCCCAGAUUAAAAGCUUUAGAAUCCACCAUUCGAACCCGGAGCGCGGGAUCUGGGUGCGAACGCUGAUCUUGGACAUUUUCUGAAGCGCCGCGUUCCGAUUGAGGUUUACCAGUGAAUGCCAUCCAACAUUGUGGAUUUGCGCGAAUAUUUUCAUUGGUUCUGCGUUCGCACCAAGAGCUGAAUGGAUUUGCGAGAUGAGGCAGGUCGGUAAAACAUAUCUGCCCAGAACUGGUGCUACGCAUGCCACAUAAGAUGAGUUCUAGGCAGAGUACUAGGAGUGAUCCGUGCGAUCCCGGCAAAAUGGAGAGGAAAGAGAGAAAAGGGAGGAAACCGAAGCCGUGUGCCAUACCAUGGGUCAAACCCCAGUCCAGAGGACCUCCAGCGCAGAGGCCGAGAUUUCGAGUGGAACAGGAACAAAUUCAGAAGAGAACCUUCACCAACUGGGUAAAUGCCCAGCUGUCAAAGAGGAGACCCCCAGUGGCAGUGGUGGACCUGUUUAAUGACCUCAGAGAUGGGUCUCGCCUGCUGGACCUGCUGGAGGUCCUGUGCAGCCAGAGGAUGAGCCGGGAGAAAGGCAAAGGGAUGUUCCAGCACCGGGCAAACAUCGAGAAAGCCCUCACCUUCCUCAGGAGGAAAUCUAUCAAACUGGUCAACAUAAAUGUUCCUGACAUCAUGGAUGGGAAGCCCUCCAUCAUCCUAGGUCUGAUAUGGACGAUCAUCAUGCACUUCCAUAUAGAGGAGCUGGCAUGUACGUUGUCCUUCAGUUCCCGUCAGUCGUCCUUGGAGUCGUUGGCCAGUUUGGACACGCAGUCGACCAGCAGCAGCAGUGGUGCCUGGAGCGGUCCGGCGCCCCCCCGAGGCUCGCCCUUGCACACGCGCUUCAGGAUCUCGGCCAAGAAAGCGCUGAUGCUCUGGGUCAGGGAACAGUGCCACAAGGCUGGCUCUACUCUGAAUGUAAAGGACUUUAAGGGAAGUUGGCGAAGUGGUGUAGUGUUCUUAGCCAUCCUCUGUGCUCUGAGGCCCAAUGUGGUCGAUCUAUCCAAAGCCAGAACCAGAACCAACAGACAGAACCUGGAAGAGGCCUUCCAGAUAGCUGAGAGAGAAUUACACAUACCCCGAUUACUGGACCCGGCAGAUGUUGAUGUGAGGGACCCAGAUGAAAAGUCCAUUAUGACAUAUGUGGCUCAGUUUCUUCAAUACUCCAAAGAUACACCUGUUUCAGAUGAAGACAUGCAGGUUCACUAUCCCACAUCUUCCGAGAGCUUGGCUCCUGUCAAUCUGCCCACCAACUUCACACCUGCUACUGCUACCUCCCCCCUCCGACAGUCCUCAGCCAAUCAGAAAGCACAGGAAGUCACAUGCUGGCUGGUGCAGGCCUUUCAGGAGCUGCUGGAGGGGUGGGACUCCACAGAAGGCGCGAGCUAUGCUGAGAGAUACCAUGUGUUCCACACCUUUGUGGUGUCUUUCAAUGAGCAGCGUCGUCCUGUGAUACCGUUGCUAACGGCAAUGAAGCGCACGCCCCGCUUGAGUGAGGAGCAGAGAGCCCUCCGCUGUGCCUGGGAUGACCUUGCUGAAAAGCUGCGUGAGUAUAAGACAGAGCUGGACCUGACAUUACCCGCGCCGCUGGACACUGUGGGCCGCUGGAUGCUGAGGGUCGAAGAGGCUUUGACAGACGGAGAAGACGACUCUCACGACCACGUCCACGCAGCCCAGGAAGCCCGACACAAACAGGCGCUGCUGAAGUCAUGUCUAGAGGAGAUGCCCCAACACAUCAAGACUUUUCAGACCUUCCAGAACAUAGAUGAGUACAGCGAGAUGCUGGUGCCCACAGACAAGCUGGAGGAGAUGAAGAGAAGGUUCACUAGCGUGCGUGUCAGUGCUAAGUACCAUGACAUUAAACUGGAAUACCAGGAGCACAGGCACACAGUCCUAGACCUGCUGGGUCAGCUCAGCCUCAAACUUCGCACCUGGAAAAGAGCCUACAUUUCCCAGGAGGCUGUGCGGGUUCUGAUGCAGGACUGGAAUGAAAUUGUGAAUAAACAGGAGCUGCCCUCUUUACUGGAAGGUGCUCUCUACAAGCUCAAACACAUUGUCAGCAAAUACACUAGCAAGUCUGCUCUGGCGGGCGACGCCAUCCACGUGAGCCGUCAGGUGAAGGACUUGGAGGCAGAGACUACUGUGACACUUGAGGAUGUGAGGAUGGUGAAAGGCACUAUGGGACGUGUGCUGGUAGCCUGGGACACCUACUCUGACUCGUACAGCUCCCUACAUGCCUGGCUGGAGCAGGGAAUGCAAAAGAAUAGACAUGGACAACAAGCAGAAGUGACAGCUGGAAUAAUGCUGGAGUGGAGUUCUCGCCAGAAUCAACUAAACAAAGUGGGAAACUAUUUGAUUGAGAUCACAGAUCCACAAACUAGCCGCUCACUUUCUGAUGAGCUCUGCCGAAUUAACCUGCUGUGGGCUGACUUUGCCAGAAGAACCCAGUUUGGACUAGUUGAGGAAUUGAGUGUUGGUCCGGCAAGUCCUCAGACUCUGCAGGGUCUGGUCAGAGAAGCCACCCAGCUUCUGAAGGAGCCAGUGGACGUCUUGUCAGGAUCACUGCGCACUUACAGAAAGCGCCUGCAGUUCAUGAUGCAGAAAAUUAAGGAUGUUGAUCUAGAUUCCCUCUCCCCUUCUCUCGAGUGCUCCGCUGAAACAGUCAACAAACUCAAGCAGGCCACUCCAGAGGUGCUGCAGACCCUUUGCGAGGCCGUGCAUGUGUGUGAAGAGCUGCUGCAGAGUGUGUGUGGGCUGGAAGGCCGUCUGGCUGAACUUCUGCACUGGGAAAUUGAAGCCAGAGAGUUGUAUCAACUCCUAAGAGGAUAUGAAAGAAGGCAGGACUCUGGAACACGGGUGCUUAUUUCUCGAGGUCUGCAGCUGGAAGGCCAGGUGGUGACAGAAGAACAGGAUCUGCAGGUGAUGGUGAUGUCAGCACAGAAGAAUUCGCCCCUGCAGUACCUGAUCGCCUCCACCAUGCAGGACAGAGUCUGUGCUGCUGUAGCACAGUCACAGGAAACUGUAGGGAUGCUCAGCUCCAUGGGGGCUACAGAACAUCAGCCUCCAAAAAAGAUCUUUGUUCGGGAGAAAGAAAGUGAGACCACAACCCCUAGGCCCAAAACCAGUGACCCAGUCCAGCCUUUCAUUGCCCAAGGAGGUGCAGGCCAAGCAGACUCCCAGCCAUCGAACGGGUCUCAGCAUCUAUCCCAUCUAUCCCUGCCUGGGGCCCAAGCCGGUGCUGCAAAGGUUCAACCUGUGCCUAUGAUUGUUGUGCAAGAGCACCAGGAGGAGAAGAAGAGUCCUCCACCACACGCCCAAACCCAAGCAGAGGCACAAGUACACGUAAGAAAUGAGCCAGUGGAGGAGCACCAACAUCAGGGUAAACCUGAGUCUGCUACAGAGUCAGAGGUUUCUGCUGGAGUCAAGCCAGAAGCAUUAUCCAAGGAUCAGGCAAAAGAUGGGGUACUGGAGGAACCUAGGAAACCAGAAGAAGGUAUCAAAAAAACUGGUCAGCCUGAAAUAUAUAGGGAUACAAACCAAAACACACAGCAAGCUCAGACUUCUAGCCAGCCACAAACACCUACAAGCUGCCAAGCUGUGAGUUUGCAAGGAGUACCAACACAACCACAAAUGCCUAGACAACCACAGAUGCAAGCACAACCACAUAUGCAAGCACAAGCACAGAUGCAGGCACAACCUCAAUGGUAUGCACAACUACAGGUGUAUGCACAUCAACAAAUGCAAUCACAAGAGCCAAACACUCAGCAACGGACUCACAGUCAGCAGCAGGUGCAAUUCAAGAAAAGGGGUUCAAGCCAACAGCAAACCACUUUUCAUCAGUCUAUUAAAGGUAGGAAGUCUCAUGUGCGUCCAGAGAAUAGGCCUUGGCUUCAACAGAAGACCCAGGCAAAGGUUUCGUCCGCUGCAAAAGCACAGUCAGGAGUAAAGGACGUGAAGCAAUUGAGCUCUGAAGUACAGCGACACCAUGCAGAUUUUGCCACAAGUGGGUGUCAACCUCAGGUAUCUCCACCCGACCCAGUCCAAGCUCAAGCCAAGAAGGUUACCAAGACACAAGCCAAAGUGAAUCAAGGCCAGCAACAAAAAGCUGUAACACAAGCUAGAGAGGGUCAGCUCCAGCAACAGCAAUCUGUGUUGGAAGUCAAAGUGGAACCUGAAAUUCAAAUGCCUCCAAAAUCACAAGAACAAACUAUGAAGCCUGUUAUGGGAGAAGUAAAACAAACCACAACUCAACCUGUAAGACAUCCCUCAGCACCCAUCCAGCCUCAAAUAAUGAACCAGAGAAAACCACAACAGGUUGUAACACAGUCUAAAAACCAGCACAGUGUAUCCUUCCCUGUCACUGUAACACCUGCUCAGCCAAAAGGUCCAGCCCCUAUCCAACCACGAAUCAUAGCCAUGCCUCAGAGUCCACCACUAACCCAUGCUCCUCCUCAGCCCCAAAUUAUGGGUGUUAGUCAAAGUCCAGCCAAAGUUCAGGUCAGACCACAGAGUGCAGUACAAGCACAGGUGCAGCCCCACACCCAGCAUCCUCAGUGGACCUCAGUCAUGUCUGAUGCCAUCGCUCAGAGGUACCAUGAUGCCCAGGCUCAAGGACUGAUGGCGACCCAAAUGCUGGCCCAGGCGCAGUUUCAGAAUUAUCCACAACCUCAAACCAAGCUUCAGCAAUGGCCACCGAUAAGAGGAGUUCAGAUGACCCAGACUUACCCCAGUGUCCAAGGUUCAGGUCAAGCACAAGUCCAGCCUCCACCUCACGCUCAAGUUUACCACAGUCCCCAGACACAAACUCAGCCAUGGGCCCCUGUGAGAGCUGAACCACUGCCACAGGCUUUUGUACAAAUAAGAGCUCAAAGCCCAGUUCGGCCAAUUGUUCCAUCACAACACUGGAGGCCUAUGAGACCUGAGGUGAUCAGCCACGGUUACCAGAGGUUUCAGUUGCAAGACCAGGGACCCAUGUCUCUGUACCCACUGGCCAAACCUCAGACCCAUCCAAGGGCACAGAGCCCUUCUCAGCAACGGGGAUCUACCCAACCAGAUCACUCCCAAGUUUAUUCUCAGAAAAUGGUUCAAGGUUUUUCUCCACCAAUUACUCACCAGCCACGGGUCCAACCACUAUCCCAAGCCCCAGCAAGACCCCAAGCACCCACACCACAGCAGCCCCAAACCCGACAGCAACUGAGGCCACAGAAUAGGGCCGAGGUUCCAUCUCAGGGUCAAACCCAGAGCCAAGCUCCCCAAGUGCUGCCUCAGGUCCAAGUUUCACAAAAGCCACAGUCUCCAGUGCUGGAGCAGACACAGCAGCACUCAGCCGCAAAGGUUAAACCUCCGGCGCUGGCUCAGGCUCCUCCUCAGGCCUACACAGAGGCCUAUAUUAAAGCACAGGCCCUGGCUAGAAACAGGUUUGAAGAAGCCAAGCACUGCCUGCAGGAGCAUAUUCUAGAAGCUUUCAACAUAUUCAACAACAAGCAGACAACUGGGGAACAGGCGCUGGUCAAACAGGAGACUCUAAAAGCCCUGGACCCUGAGCUGCUGGAGGAGUUCAUGAGAGCUGCGGAAGGGAUGGAGGCCUUUUGCACCCCACCUCAGCUUCGAGACAUGGAGUUCUUCGCCCAGUCAGUCAGAACACAGUGGGAGGCAUGUUUCUCGGCGGAUGGCAGUCUCUUCCAGGCUGGGCAGCAGCUGGAGGCCCUGAAGGAGUUGUGUGACACGUUGAGCCCCGAGGAUGCCCACAGGCUGGCACAGGUCCAGCUUCACGAGUGCGAGAAGAGGCUCGCCGCCAUCCAGCACCAGUUCAGUGGAGACCGUCGCACGCCACCACCAGACACUGGUGUGCCUGUAGAGCCAAAACAAGAUUUGUCACCACAGAAAAUGCUAACAGUGGAAAUUGCUGGGCCGGAGGCUGUCCCAGUCCAGCGCCCAAAAACUGCGGAUAAGAAGGAAAUCAUGAAGCAGAUGAGCACAGAGGAGGACAGAUACCGUAGCUGCAGGUUUGCACUCCAGGCACAACUGAACAGGAACGAGCAGAGCAUGCUGGGAGAUCGACCCUCCGAGUCCACCACGGCCACCGACCUGUGGAAAAGGCUCAGAGAGCUGAAGGCCUUGAGGGACGAGACGGAGUGUCUGUGGUCGGACUACGAGGCCCAGUCCGGGCAGCUGAGUGAGAGGGCCGUGGAGCAGGACCGGGCCGAGCUCACGGUCAAGUGGAGAGAUCAAAGAGGGCAACUCCAGAGCAGGGUCGAUUCUCUUGGUUCAGCUUUGGAGCUCAUGGACUCAAUUGAGCAGCACAUUGCUGAGAUUUCAGAGUGCCUUGACAAGUUUAUCAAAGAACCCAAAGACGUGAAAGUGUACACACUGGUCAACAGUAACAUCCUGAAAGAUGUUAAGGAUUUGGACGACAGCAUCCAAGAGCAGAUGGACCGCCUCUCGCGCUUCGACUCGGAGCCCAGCCACCUGGACCUUCGGGACCGCUCCCCUCUCACCCAGGUGGUGCUGAACCACCGCUCCAGUUUGGAUCGCCUCCGGCAGCAGGUGCGAAAGAGCGACGCUGCGGCGCGCGCCCUGGACCGCUUCCUCCUGUCCCUCCGCACCGUCGACCGGGACAUCUCCUUCGUGCGGGGCUCCCCCUGCAGAGAACCAUCGGCGCUGCAGGACAUCCGGUCCAAGCUGGCGCUGAUCAGGAAGGGGGUGAGGAGCUUGAGCGACAAAGCGCCACAGCUGGACCAGCUGCUUGGGGGGGCUCGGUUGGCAGUGACCCAGGAAGGCAGCCCCAUCUCCUGCCUGGACAUGGUGGACGCCCUGGUGCGCCGCGUGGAGGAAGCGGACGACCGGCUCAUGAUCCGCCAGGAGGAGUUUCAUAAGGAGCAACAGGACCAGGGUCUUAGGCUGAAGAGGAAGACUCUGCUUGCAGAGCUGAGAAAGGUGCUGACUCUGGCAGAGAAGCAGGGACUGAAGGAGCCCACAAUCCCAGCACUGCAGCACAGGAUGCGUGUCCUGUCGGAUCUGGAGGCCCAGAUAAACUCACUUCAACCAGAGUUCGAGAACCUCAGGGGAGGCCACUCUGAGUUCUCCCCAGAGCACCAGGAGCAGGCAGAAGACAAGCUGGAGAGUCUCUGGGAUGAGACAGAGAGAUCUGUGGCUAAAAGACAGGAACAGUGCAGCAUUCUAAUGGAACUGCUGAAGAAGUUUCAGAACUGUCGCAGUUACCUAAGCGACACCAUCCAAAGGGCGGAGCAAGCUAUCAUUGAGCACGCCUCAUACAUGAGCAAAGACAACCUCCAGCGCCUCAUCACCAAGGUUUAUGAGAUCAAGGAGGACCUGAGUUGUCUGGGUCCCAAGAUGGAGGAGUUCCGAUCUGUGUGCAGGCAGUUGCAAUCUCAUCUGAAGAAAAUCCCUGACUGCUCCGAAACGCCAUUUGAAGCUGAGGCCGACGCUCUGGUGGACUCCUGGCUGGAUGUUUCCGAGAAGACGGACCAGUAUGUGGACAACCUGCAUGUGGGCCUGGAGCAGUGGGAGAAGCAGCUGUUGCUGGGUGAAGCGCUAGAGAGCUGGGCUAGCGCCAAGCUCAGCCUGUUCGCCGAGUCCCAUCCCUUCAGCAGCGAGGAAGAAGUCAUUGUUGUGAAGGAUGAGAUCCAGGAGCAGGAGGAGAGUGUCGAGCGCUUCCACAGAAAGUCCCUGGAGAUCCAGGAGAUGCUACAGAGCUGCGAGGCUCCACUGCAGCUCCAGAUUAUGGAGACUGGCCUGAGGAAAAAGAUGGAGCAGGUGAAGGAGCUGUUUUCCGAAUGCACCAGUGUCUUCCAAGAACUAAUGACUGUCCGAGCACAUCUGCUUCAGCAGAUCAAUGACUGUCGAUCAGCUGUCCAGGAAAUACAUUCUUCUGUGAGCACGCUCAGCACAGACAACAGAGCUCAACUAGAACAAUCCUUACAGGACUUUUCAGAGCAGCUGUUGGAUCAGGAGGAGCAGGCUGAGUCCUUGACGAAGGAAAUCAUGCUCAUGUCCAGUGUGAGUGGACCAAAGGCCCUAGAGGAGUUGACCAGUGGUACCAAGCAUCUUAAAGACAGCGUUGCAUCAGCACAGGAGCUCAUUUGUCAGAAAAAAGGACAAGCAAAGAAAGGUUUCGUUGUUCAGACCAUGACAGAUGAGUGCCAGUUGUUUGAGGAUUGGCUCCAGGACAUGCAGCUCACUGUGAAUGAGUGUUUUGAGAACCCAGAGAGGAGGGAGGAUGUGGACAGCUCCAUGCACAAACUGGAAGGUUUCCUGGCUUCCAAAGAAGGCGAGCAGCGUCUUGCCCAGGUGAAGGAGACAGUGGAGAGGAGGGAGCAGGAGAGGUUGUCUGCCGAGACCGAGGCCCAACUCUCUGCCUGGCAACAGGAACAGGAGGGAGAGCUCGCCACACUCAGGGCUCAUUGCCAGGGUCGGCACAAACAGCUGAAGGACAUACUGUUGAAGUUCGCCAGCAUACAGGAGGAACAUGACCAUCUUCAGGAAUGGUUACGGCAGAAUGAGCAGUUACUAGAUCAAAUGGAACAGCUCAGACAAGUCCAUGAGGAGUUUCUCAAAGAGAGCAUUCAGGUGGAAGCCUUCAUUGAUUUGCUGGCGUCUGUGAGGUUGAGGGGAUUAAGAGCAGACCCCUUGCUCAGAGACAGUGAGUCCCUGAUAGACCGUUACCACAGUCUGGGAAUUCAUCUUGAGAACCAGGCCCAAGUCCACGAAAACCUGGAGAAGGAGAUAGAAACCUUCCAUUCUCAGGAGGAGAGCUUUAAAACCUGGGUUAGGGACCUGAAACAUGGUCUGGAAUCACUACCCAAAGAUAGUCCAAUAGAGGAAAAGCUCUCCAAGGCUCAGGCUGUUUUAAACCUGAGUGCUGAGGGGGACUUCAAGCUGGCAGCUCUGAAGAAAGGAGAAGAGAGUUUGUGUGCUUAUGAGGAGCUAGAGGAAGGCAUGCGGCAGGAACUUAUACAGGCUCUGAAAAGCAUCAACGAUGAGUGGAAAAGAACUAUAGAUGUUGCUCAACAGCUAAAGGCUCAGGCAGAGCUACAACACUCAAUCAUAAAAGAACUAGAAUCACUCCAAGACCUGGAGAAGAACAUAAAAGCCUGGGUGGAGGAACAGAGGCAGAUUCUGAGCCAUCUUGAGAGAGACCCUUCAGUACAGGAAAGACACAACAAGGUUCAGGCAAUCUUGAGUCUACAGAAUGAAGGCAACACUAAGCUGACAGCUCUGAGGAAAAGAGGUGAGAGCCUGUGUUUUCAUAAGGAGCUUGAAAAUGAAAAGAGACAAAGCAUUGAUCAGAACCGGAGAGAAAUGGAGGAGGAGUGGAAGAGUGUUCUACAGGCAGCACAGGAGCUGAAGAACAAGAUUGAGUGUGAAGAUACUCUAUCCAAAGAGGUGCAGACCUUCCAAGACCAGGAGAAAAACACUCAAGCUUGGAUUAGAAAGCUAAAGGAGACCUUAGACUCCUUGAAUAAUGCAUCUCCAGUUCAGGAGAAGCUUAACAGAGCUCAGGCUGUCAUAAUCCACCGUCCCGAGGGAGACACAAAACUUGAUGAUCUGGAGAGCACGUGCAAGAGUGUGUGUGCAUGUGAAGGACUCGGAGAAGACAUAAGAGAGUGUAUCCGGCGGGAGAUGAGACGUCUACGAGAAGAGUGGGCAGGAGUGCAGCAUUUCGCUCAGGAGCUGAGGAACCAAGCCGAGCUCCAGGAAGCUCUCGCUAAGGAUCUUGAGGAUUUUAACCUACAAGAGGAGAGCAUUAGAGCCUGGGUCACAGAGCAACAUCAGAUGUUUGAGUCACUGGGCAAAGACACUCCUGUACUGGAGAGGCUUGUUAUUUUACAGGGAAUCCUGAACUUGCAGCCAGAAGGUGACUCUAAAAUGGCCGCUCUGAAAAAGAAAGGAGAGAGUUUGUUUGCCCACAGGGAAUUGGAAGACAAGAGGAAGUACUCAAUCCAGCAGACCCUCAAGGAAUUGCAUGAGAAAUGGAGAAUAGUGCUGGAAACUACCCAAGAACUUAGAAACAAGGCUGAGAUCCAGGAUUCUCUCACAAAGGAGCUUCAAACAUUUCACUACCAGGAAGAGAACACACGAUCCUGGGUUGAGGAGUUGAAGAAAGAUUUACAGUCACUGGGCCAAAGUACACAUGGCACCCAAGACCAGAUUGAGGAGAGACUCAGCAAAGCUCAAUCUAUUCUCAGCCUUCGUCCUCAAGGGAACUGCAAGAUAACAUCCUUAAAGAGAAGAGCCGAGAGUCUGUAUGGCCAUACAGACCUGGAUGAAGACACAAGACACUCACUUUCACAAAAGCUAAAGUGUUUAGAAGAAGAGUGGAAAAUAGCGAUAAAGCAUGCCCAAGAACUACACAGUCUUCUGAAGAGUGUAUUGGAGCGUCUGGUCUCUUGCCAGUGCCAGAGGCAGCAGACCCAGUCUCUGGCGGAGCAGCUAAAGCAGCAGGUGGCUGCGCUGCCCCACCUGUUCCCCUGGCCAGGUUUAGGGGAUCGCAGGCAUGCAGCGGAGCAGGCUAGUGUUCUGCUGGAGAGAGCUAGGUCUCUCACCCCCACCCUGUCGGCUCUUAGGGCCCUGGGGCGGGAGAUGAGCCAGCUCACCCGAGACCCCAGCUGGACGGACCCAACCUGGUCUGCCAUGGAGGAGUGCGUCCCAGGGCUAAUUCAAGAGUUGAUGGAAUUGUGUGAGAGCCUGGACAUGAGCAUUUCCACAGAGAGAAUCUGUGCUCAGCUGGUGGAGCAGCACAGUGCAGCACAGGAUUGGAUGAGGGAACAGGUCAGAGGUUUUGGAGCCCUGCCCACUGAUCGCCGUGGGUUACAGGGUGCCAUCAGCACUUUAAAGGCCCUCCUGCAGACUGUGGAGAGGGAGGAGAAAGAGAUGGACGAGUUGGACUCUGUCAAAGACUCCCUAAUGAACCUCUGCACCCCUGAAGGUUGUGAUGCACUGACCCUAGAAGUCAAACACCUCCAUAACCUGUAUGCCUCCUCAGAGACGGAGAUCAAAGAAAGGCUGGGUCAGUGUGAGGCCAGGUUAGCCGAGACUGAAUUAAAGCUAGCUAGCCAAAGGCAGGGUCUCAUGACGCAGGCAGAGCACCUCCUGAAAGAGUUCCGUGCUCAGGACCAUUACCUGGGAUUUGGAGAAAGCAACAAGAGUAUUAGUCAGCUACAGGAAAACUGGCACAACUUUAAGACUUGUGAGAAGGAACUGGAGGAGCUAGAGGUCAAAGUUCGUGAACUGGGGCUUGCGCUCCGUAUGCUACCGUCUGAUGAAGAUAUUCCUGCUGAUGUCAUUUCCCUUGUGGACACAGUAACUCAGCAAUACUGCAGUAUACGGUCCAAGCUGUCAGAAAGGCAGAAUGACUGUGCGGACAAUGCAGUGUGCUGUGUGAGAGAGGCACUAAAUAGACUUCAUACCUGGAACCAGUCAACAUGUACACAACCUCCUUCAAUCUCAGCCGCCAUCAUACAGGCCAUGAUAGAGGAAGGUGCAGGACUACAUAAAAACCUGCAGGUGGCGGUGUCUCAUAAGGAGCUACUCAGGGACUGCCUUGGUCCAGAGCUGGCUGGAAAGCUGGAGAGAGAUGGGACAAAUGCCCUAAAGGAUGCUGACACUCUAAUGAAUGACCUUAAACAAAGGCUAUUGGAUCUUGAAGAGAAGACUAAACAGGAAGACCUUAGAUCAUCACUGGAAACUCAAACCGUCAAAUUGGUGACACAGGAUUCCGCUGAGAUGCCCAGCACGCCAUAUACUGCAACAUCUGCUGAUCUUGACUGGUCCAAGCUAAAAGAUAUCAUCGUAACUCCAACAACCAUAGGCAGUCAUCAAACUAAGGAACCUGAUACAAGCUCAGUGGUCCAGCCUUCUGAACCUGUGCUUAGAGAGGUUUCCAUAUCAGUUACUACAGAGACUCGAUCAGAGUUAGAGUCUCCUACUGUUGAACAGCCUCUGGAAACAUUAGCAAUGGAUGCUGUCCAGGCCAAACUCCUAAAUGAUGAUCUGCCUGCUUGUGUGUUGGCUUUUGCACCAAAGCAAGAAUCUGAGGUAGAUGAGUCUGUCAUUACUGUAAAUAUCCCUAUAACAGGUAAAGAUGAGUGUGAGAACUGUACUGAGGUUGCUGUAAAGGAGUUGAAAGGAAAGGAAAAAGUACAGCCUGCCAUGUCUAAAGAAUUACCUGCCUGUGAGACCCCAGAGGAGAGUACGACCUGUGUUGAUACAUGUGGAUCAGAAUCUGUCACAGAUGGAGUCAUUUCUGCCAAAAACAAAAUGGAGAAAUCAGCUGAAGAGGAACAUGACAUGAAGGUGGAAUGUAUUCUCUCAACAACCACCUCCGUCUCUACAGUGAUGGACACGGACAGUCGAGAUAGUAAAAGGAAUGAUGAAAAGGCUAUGGUCCAGCCUUCUAAUGCACUGCAUGGACAGGUUUCCGUUACAGGCGAUGAAAAGAGUUUGGCAAAGUUUGACCCUGCAGGACAGCACAUGGGAACAACGAUGGACGAUUAUCAGACUAAAGUGAAAACAGCCGAUCUGCCAAGCGCUACAUUAGCUAUAACCUCUAAACUAGAAACCAGUGUCAGUGAAUUUGUCAUUCUUGAAAGUAGCUCCGCAAUAGUUGAGAAAGAGAAUACUUGGACUGAGAAAGAGCAGAAGGGUGGUGAAAAGAUGGUGCAGCCUUCCCUGUCUGAAGAUUUCCCUUACUCUGAGAUAUUGGUAGAAGAGAGACCCAUGGAGUUCCAUGAAUCUGAAAGUCCAAGAACAGAGGUUCAUGAAAAUACAAUCUAUACUGGUGCUCUUGGAUUGGAAUCUGUCACAGAGAAAAUAGCUUCUGAGCAAACCAGGACAGAGAAAGCACCUGAAGAAUUAGUGGAGUGUUUAUUUCCAUUAAACACCCCUGUCUCUACAGCCGUGCAUACUGAAGAAUGCAGGGAGCAUAGUAAAAAGGUUCAGGCUUCUGAACCCUUGCACAGAGAAAUUCCCACAUCACCCACUGAGGAGACUUCAGGUAGGACAGAGUCACCAGCAGCAGAACUUGCAACAUUAGAAAUGGUUGAUCACCAAAGUGAACUUGAAACUGCUGGUGUGGCUGCGCCAACUGAACUUGUAACAAAAGUCACUGAAACUGCUGUUCAAGUAAGUUGUCCUGCAACAGCAGAAGGAGAAAGUGAUGGGGGGAUUGACAAGAUUGAGAGAGAGCAAAGCAGAGGUAAAAAGCUGCAAGAUUCCUGGGGGGAAAAGCUCAAUGAUGAAGAGACAAUAGUGGAAGGGUUGUACAAGGAGAUGCCUGGAUCUGAGGGCCUACAAACUAUGAGUGAAGAGAGUAGCUUAAGAGCUGAUUCUGGGGUAUUAGGUUCUAAGAUAGAAACCACAGCUGAAGAUGUACUUGGAAAGAGUCUUUAUAUACCUGGUCCCAAAGUACUUCUGGAAGGGGACAGUAAAGUUUCAAAAAAGAAAGUUGCAACACUAAUUCUUGAUACUGACACAGUGCACAUUCAUAGUGCUGAAAUCCUGGGCUCAAAUGACCAUGAUACUGCGAGAAUUGUUACAGCUGCAGCCAUUGGAUAUGACACAACAUUGUCUCAACCACUGGAAAUUUUGGAGAAUGUCAUUCCAAUUGAGUCAGAUGUAACAAGAGAACAUUCAAAUGACAGUCAGGACCUUGUUUGUUCAAUGAAUGUGACUGUAUCCAGUAAACCAUGUCAGCUGCAUGCCACUGAGCAAGGAAUCAACAUCCCUUUACAGAGUCCUGUACUCUCUGCUCAGACAAUUGAAACUCAAUACAGUGAAGCUUCUCCUACAAGAGCUAUUGCAGCUUUGAGUGGAAACAAUGAACCAAAUGCUGUUCUUGCUGAGAGAGAGGGAAGCUGGGCUAUAGACAUUGGCCCACAGGAAGCUUAUUCAGUUAGGGAACCAUUUACUCUGGAUCAAUGGACUGUGGAUACUGACCCAACAGAGAUUCUGGAGCAAACAGAGAUACACCGAGAACUGGUUGCAGAUACAAUCAUGGCACAAACAGAUGCUAGCAGAAGUAAAUGCGACGAAGCAGAAGGUGUCGGUGCAGCCCUUGAAAAAGGUGAAAAAGAAUUUGAUAAAGAGUCAGUUUCAGAUACAGUGGAGGCUAAGGACAAACCAACCCCUCCAGCUACGUAUGGGAAGGAAGCUUAUAGUUUGUCACUCAGUUCAGAGGUCCAGUCAGAGGAGGUUAAUGCUCAUGCUGUUCCUUCUAGUCAACAUUACAAAGAUGAUGAUAAGAUUUUACUGAACACUGAAGCCCAAGUACCUCAUGCAGAGGUUCUCACAAUUCCACUGAACAGACAACAUAAAGACAAACUAGGAAGUAAAAGGUUAUCACAUAAUCUUGAUUAUCAACCAACUCCUCCAACAAGAAUACAAAAAGAAAUGGGAGACGUUAGAAGAAUUUCACUUGAUCUUGAGACCCAAACAAUAACACCAGCUAGAAGACAUAUAGAUGAAGAAGACAGGACUGAUGACAAAGCUAUUGAGGAGCCUUUUGUAAAACCAACCCCACCAAUAAGACAAAAAGCAAGUCAAACUGAAAGUGAUAUAAUUUCUGUUGUUGCCGAGACCCAAAACUUGGAGGAGACUGUGGUGAGACCAUCACCUCUAAAUAUGAGUGACCAGGUAUCCAGUGAAAUGGCUAGCAAAAUUACUGGAAGCCCUGAUUUGGAGCAAGAUACAGCUGUUGAAGAGCCUCUUGCAAAACCAACCCCACCAGUGAGAAAAAAACAAAGUCAAGCUGAAAGGUACUUAAUUUCAGGGGUUUCUGAAGAAAGUGAGGAGACUUUGAAGAAACUGACUCUGCCAACAAGAAGGAAAGAUAUCAGAAAUGUGAGUGACAUUGUAUCCACUGAAAUGGUUAGCAGAAUUUUUGAUAGCACUGACUUGGAGAAAACACUGAUACAAGAAGAAAACGCUAUUAAGGGACCUCUUGUAAAACCAACCCCACCAGUGAGACGAAAAUUAACUCAAACUGAAAGUGAUAUAAUUUCAGUGGUUUCUGAAACUCCCAAAAUUGAAGAGGCUUUUGUGAAACCAACUCCUUCAACAAGACGAAAAGAUAGUAGAAAUAUGAAUUACAUUGUAUCUGGUGAAAUGGCUAGCAGAAUUGCAGACAGCUCUGAAUUGGAGAAGACACUAACACAAGAGACAGAUAUUGAGGAACCUCUUGUAAAACCAACCCCACCAGUGAGAAGAAAAGCUAGUCAAGCUGAAGGUGGCAUAAUUUCAGUGGUUUCUGAAACCCCCAAAAUAGAGGAGGCUUUUGUGAAGCCAACUCCUCCAACAAGAAGAAAAGAUAGUAGAAAUAUUAAUUACAUUGUAUCUGGUGAAAUGGCUAGCAGAAUUGCAGACAGCUCUGAGUUGGAGAAGACACUAACACAAGAGACAGAUAUUGAGGAACCUCUUGUAAAACCAACCCCACCAGUGAGAAGAAAAGCUAGUCAAGCUGAAGGUGGCAUAAUUUCAGUGGUUUCUGAAACCCCCAAAAUAGAGGAGACUUUUGUGAAACCAACACCACCAACAAGAAGAAGAGAUAGUAUAAAUGAUAGUAACACUAUGUCCACUGAAAGUGGUAACAUAAUUACUAGAACCCCUGAUUUGGAGAAGACAGUCCCACAGGAGAGAGCUGUUGAGGAGGCCCUUGGAAAACCAACCCCACCAGUGAGAGAAAAAUUAACUCAAACUGAAAGCGAUAUCAUUUCAGUGGUUUCUGAAACCCCCAAAAUGGAAGAGGAUUUGGUGAAACCAUCUCCUCCAACAAGUGAGAAACAUAUAAAUAUGAGUGACACUAUAACUGGUGAAAAUAAUAGCAGAAUUACUGACAGCUCUGAACUGGAGAAGACACUAAAACAUGAGACAUCUAGUGAGGAGCCUCUUGUAAAACCAACCCCACCAGUGAGAAGAAAAGCUAGUCAAGUAGAAUAUGACAUCAUUUCAGUGGUUUCUGCAACCCCAAAAAUAGAGGAGCCUCUUGUAAAACCAACUACACCAGUGAGAAGAACAGCUAGUCAAACUGAAAGUGAGAUAAUUUUAGGGGUUUCAGAAUCCCAAGAAACAGAGGAGACUUUGGUAAAAUCGACACUGCCAACAAGAACAAGAGAGAGCAGAAAUGUGAGUGAUAUUGUAUGUAUUGAAGAGGCUAGCAGAAUUUCUGAGAGCACUGAUUUAGAGAACACACCAACACAAAAGGCUGCUGUUGAGGAGACGCUUAUAAAACCAACCCCACCAGUGAGGCAAAAAACCGGUCAAGCUGAAAAUGAUAUAAUUACAGUGGUUUCUGAAACUCCAAAAAUAGAGGAGGCUUUUGUGAAACCAAAACCACCAACACGACGAAGAGAUAGUAUAAAUGUUAGUGGCACUGUAUCCACUGAAAGUGAUAGCAUAAUUGCUAGUAGCACUGAUUUGGAGAAGGCAGUCCAACAGGAGACAGCUGUUGAGGAGGCUCUUGUAAAACCAACCCCACCAGUGAGAGAAAAAUUCAUUCAAAUUGAAAGUGAUAUAAUUUCAGUGGUUUCUGAAACCCCCAAAAUGGAAGAGGCUUUGGUGAAACCAUCUGCUCCAACAAGACAGAAAGAUGGUAAAAAUAUGAGAGACACUGUAUCCGAUGAAAUGGCAAGCAGAAUUGCCGACAGCUCUGAAUUGGAGAAGACACUAAAACAAGUGACAGCUAUUGAGGAAUCUCUCGUAAAACCAACCCCACCAGUGGGAACAAAAGCUAGUCAAGCUGAAGGUAACAUAAUUUCAGUGGUUUCUGAAACCCCCAAAAUAGAGGAGACUUUUGUGAAACCAACACCACCAACAAGAAGAAGAGAUAUUAUCAAUGUUAGUGGCACUGUAUCCACUGAAAUUGAUAACAUAAUUACUAGUACCACUGAUUUGGAGAAGACAGUCCCACAGGAGACAGCUGUUGAAGAGGCUAUUGGAAAACCAACCCCACCAGUGAGAGAAAAAUUAAUUCAAACUGAAAGUGAUAUAAUUUCAGUGGUUUCUGAAACACCCAAAAUGGAAGAGGCUUUGGUGAAACCAUCUGUUCCAACAAGACAGAAAGAUGGUAGAAAUAUGAGUGACACUGUAUCCAGUGUAAUGUCUAGCAGAAUUGCCGACAGCUCUGAACUGGAGAACACUCUAACACAAGAGACAGCUAUUGAGGAGCCUCUUGUAAAACCAACACCACCAGUGGGAACAAAAGCUAGUCAAGCUGAAGGUGACAUAAUUUUAGGGGUUUCUGAAUCCCAAGAAACAGUGGAGACUUUGGUAAAAUCGACACUGCCAACAAUAAUGAGAGAGUGUAGAAAUGUGAGUGAUAUUGUAUCUAUUGAAAUGGCUAGCAGAAUUUCUGAGAGUACUGAUUUAGAGAACACACCAAUACAAGAGGCUACUGUUGAGGAGACUCUUGUAAAAUCAUCCCCACCAAUGAAAAGAAAAGUUAGUCAAGCUGAAGGUAACAUAAUUUCAGUGGUUUCUGAAACCCCAAAAAUAGAGGAGACUUUUGUGGAACCAACACCACCUACAAAAAGAAGAGAUAGUAUAAAUGUUACUGGCACUGUAUCCACUGAAAGUGAUAGCAUAAUUACUAGUAGCAUUGAUUUGAAGAAGACAGUCCCAAAGGAGACAGAUGUUGAGGAGGCUCUUGUAAAACCAACUCCACCAGUCAGAGAACAAUUAAUUAAAACUGAAAGUGAUAUAAUUUCAGUGGUUUCUGAAACCCCCAAAAUGGAAGAGGCUUUGGUGAAACCAUCUCCUCUAACAAGACAGAAAGAUGGUAAAAAUAUGAGUGACACUGUAUCCGGUGAAAUGGCUAGCAGAAUUGCUGACAGCUCUGAAUUGGAGAAGACACUAAAACAAGAGACAGCUAUAGAGGAACCUCUUGUAAAACCAACCCCACCAGUGGGAACAAAAGCUAGUCAAGCUGAAGGUAACAUAAUUUCAGUGGUUUCUGAAACCCCCAAAAUAGAGGAGACUUUUGUGAAACCAACACCACCAACAAGAAGAAGAGAUAUUAUCAAUGUUAGUGGCACUGUAUCCACUGAAAUUGAUAACAUAAUUACUAGUACCACUGAUUUGGAGAAGACAGUCCCACAGGAGACAGCUGUUGAGGAGGCUAUUGGAAAACCAACCCCACCAGUGAGAGAAAAAUUAAUUCAAACUGAAAGUGAUAUAAUUUCAGUGGUUUCUGAAACACCCAAAAUGGAAGAGGCUUUGGUGAAACCAUCUGUUCCAACAAGACAGAAAGAUGGUAGAAAUAUGAGUGACACUGUAUCCAGUAUAAUGUCUAGCAGAAUUGCCGACAGCUCUGAACUGGAGAACACUCUAACACAAGGGACAGCUAUUGAGGAGACUCUUGUAAAACCAACACCACCAGUGGGAACAAAAGCUAGUCAAGCUGAAGGUAAUAUAAUUUCAGUGGUUUCUGAAACCCCCAAAAUAGAGGAGACUUUUGUGAAACCAACACCACCAACAAGAAGAAGAGAUAUUAUCAAUGUUAGUGGCACUGUAUCCACUGAAAGUGAUAGCAUAAUUACUAGUAGCACUGAUUUGGAGAAGACAGUCUCACAGGAGACAGCAGUUGAGGAGGCUCUUGUAAAACCAACCACACCAUUGAGAAGAAAAGAUAGUCCAGCUGAAAGUGACAUAAUUUUAGGGGUUUCAGAAUCCCAAGAAACAGAGGAGACUUUGGUAAAAUCGACACUGCCAACAAGAAUGACAGAGAGCAGAAAUUUGAGUGAUAUUGUAUCCAUCGAAAUGGCUAGCAGAAUUUCUGAGAGUACUAAUUUACCACCAACACAAGAGGCUGAAACAAUUCCUAUAUCUCAGUUUCAGGAGACUGUGGUUAAACCACCUCCAGCUUUGAAAGAAAAUUAUAGUAAAUUAGAGACUGAGAAACUAUCUGAAACUUUUAGCUCAGAAUUUGAAGAUGCUCUGCCUAAAUCUCCUCCACCAAAUGGACAAAAGAAAGAUACAACUGUUAAUAAAAUAGUUUCAGUUAAAUUAGAAGAGUUGCCAAUAAAACUAGCUCCACCAUCCAUGCACAAAGAAGAAAGUGAGAAAGUUGAGGUCCAACAAAUAACUCAACCAAAUGAGGUCUGGACUCAGAUUGAAGACAUCAAUUUUGUUCCGACACAAGAUAUACAGCAGUCAGAGGCUGGUGUUCAGAAUGUUUCUGUUAGCAGUAUUGACGGUCAGUCACAGAUUACAGAAGAGGAAGAACCACUUGGUCCCACAAUGAGAGAUAUCUUCACUGAGAUUAAAAAGAUGUCCAGGAUAGGACCAAACAGUCUGCUAAUGGAGACCACGCCUCGGGAAGACACACUGGAGAUUCUGGACACAUCCGUCACAGACAUUGAGGCCCAGUUAAAUAGACUGGUGUUUCGAAUACUUGGCUGUCGCAACCUCCCAGCAAUCCUCAAUCCUACCGACAUGGCCAAACAAGUAGAAGAAGCUGAGUGUUGUAGACAGAGUGCUCAGAAACAGGUUUCUUCAAUGUCGAAGCAAGACCAUGCUAAUGGUGAUAUUAGCGUUGUUGCCAAUGGCUCAGGUUAUGACCCUGAGGCUAUGCAGCGGCUCAGUUGCCAGUGGACAGCAGCAUUAUGGGAUGCGACUGGAACUGUACACUCCAAGGAGGCCCAGUUGCAGCUUGUUAUUGAUUACAGCAGGCAGACACAGAAAGUUAAAGCUACCCUUGAGAAAUUGGCAGCUGAGCUGGAAGCUUUGAUGAUAUCUCCAGCUGAAAGUAGUUUUGUUGAGGAGCAGAGACUUCGCUCCUUUCUGAGGACAAUGGACCAGGAGAGGGCCGUUUUGGGGGAGGUUAUUCGGACUCAUUCCCAACUAUCAUCCCACCUCAGCCAACCUGAGGAAGCAGCAGCACAGGACCAACAGAGAAUCUUGCAAAGUGAAUGGAGGUCAUUGGAGAGAUCCACUGAAAAGAGAUUACACAAUGUGUGUGCUUAUACAAAAGAGAGUUUUAACCUUCUACAGGACCUUGGUGACUUAAAGGACCAUCUGGACUACCUCCAAAAGAUCUUAGUGCCACUGGGGAUGUCACCUGUUGUUUGGCACAGUAAGAAGGUUCAAGAGAUGAUUGGGCUCAGUGCUGACAUCACUGCUGCACAGCAGUGGUAUUUCUGCCUCCAGCAGAGCUCUCAUGCUCUCUCUCAAGGAUUAAACUUCAAGACAGAAGCAUUCAGCAUAGAGCAAGGCUUACAGGCUAUCAAAGAUCAGCUGGACAUAAUUGAUGAGCAGGUGGCUUCUUCUUUCCCAAAGAGCAGCAACCCAACACUGGAAAAAAUUGUCAAAGUGAUAAAAGAUGCCCUGGCUUGGGGCAAGCAGGCAGAGUGUGACAUUCAAAGGAAGCAAAAGAAGGUGUCUCUUCUUCCAGAAGAGGUCCAUCAGCAGAUCAAGGAUCUUAAAAAGCUGCAAUCAGACAUUAAUUCUAAGCAUAUGCAAUUAGAAGCCCUAACAGAAGAAGUAACACAGUUUAUCCCUAAACUCGAUAAAUCUGAUAUUCCAAUGGUCAUGUCAUUUCUGGAAAUCUUGGAGGGUCUGUCCCAGUUGACAGCAGAAAAACUAACCAGUGCCAUAGGACAGAUGGAAUCAAGUCUUCAGACCCGAGAGAAGAUGUCAGAGCAGAUAGCAGAUGUGGAUUCCUGGGUCCUGGGACACCUCCAGAGGGAGGCUCUGCGGAGAGAGGACUACCAAAGCCUCAAUGCGGAAGAUCUUGAUCGUAGGAUAAGGCAAAGUCAAGACACCCUUGUUGAGGCAGAAAAACAAUCAGCAGUCACAGAGGCUCUGCUAAUGAAUAGUAAAGACAUUGCCUCAGAGCUUAGCAUCUUGGAUAAUAGCUGGCUAAAUGAGAAAAUCACCAAGCUUCAAGAAGACAUAAAGGAGGUCGUCAGUUAUGAACAAUUUCGCAUUCAAGAGAUAGCCGAUCUUUUGCAGAGCCUUCAGUCUUCUCAGAGGAAGGUAUGUUCUUUAGAGGAAGGCUUGAGGCAAAUAAUGGUAGAUGUGAGAGGAUGUCGAUUUCCCAUUACUAAGGACACACUAUCUGCUGUAGAGCCCUUCAAACACAUGAUUAUUGAUCACAAAUACCAGCUGGAGCAAGUAAAUCCUUGUGCGGAAGACAAGAGGAAAGAGCUGCUAUGUGUGAUCACUGAGCUACACCAUACAAUAAAGGCUUUAUAUAUUAAAGCUAAAAACCACGAAAAGUUCCUCAGCCUCAGGCAAUGUGUGGAAGAUCUCAGGGAAAAUGUAGAGGUCCAAGUUCCUAACACUAAAAACGAAAGCAUUGACAAAGAGAAACGCUAUAAAACCUGUCAGGCUCUGCUUGUCCACAUUCCUCUCAUCAAACGUCUGUGUAAGGAGACAUCGGACGAGCUUGAGCACAUUUCACCAGAUCUUUACCCAUCACAGCUAACUGCUGAACAGCAGAGACUCAGACAAAACCUCGAAAAUCUUAACACUUGGGAAUUGGCUAUCAAAAAUAACCUUCUUAUUAUGGAAUGGGAAAUUCUACAAGGAGUGCAUUAUCCUUCAGAACGAAGGAUAGUGCAAGAUUUCCUCAAUGAGACUAAUUGGGUGCUGGAGCAGAUGUGCAAGGUGGAGCCCACACAAGAAGCUGUUGAAAAAGAAAUCAGGAAGUCCAUUAAUCUCAGGAAGAACAUUGAAGCUAGAAUGCGAGUUGUAGAUGUUCUGCAAAGCAAAAAAGGUCGAUUUGAGCAGAGGUCAGAAAAGUCACAAUAUCUCAUGGAAAUGGCAAAAACUGCUUUAGACAACUGUGACCAACGAAUGGAUAAUCUAUCAAGUGCAAAGGGGCUACUGAAAAAUUAUUCCAUUGAGGUCACCAGUACCAUCCAAUUCCUCCAGAGGACUGAGUCAGUUCUGCUUCCGUCCCUGUGCUCAGCCAGGAGCUGCUCAGAACAGCUGAAGGACAUGCAGCAGGCCCUGUCAGUGCUAGACACUGACUUCCAAACUCAUGUUAACCAACUUCAGACUCUUGCGCCCUUCCAUCUUUAUUUUUCCAAGCAGAGGAUUGAACACCUCCGUGCUGAAAUUUUAAGUCAUCUCCUGGUCCGAGUGUCCACACUUAAAGCCCAGGCCCAACUCAGGCUAGAAGCUUUACUGAGGUGUGUUAACUGCCAGAAAGCAACUCGUAUAUGCUAUGAAAAUUUAUGCCAGCAAGUGAGGGACUUGGAAACAAUUCUUGCUGAGUGCGUUUCUAAAAAAAUCACAUCUCAGAAGGACUAUAGUGAGCAGCUGGACAAACUUAAGACAUUGGUUGAGGAGGUAGACACUCUACCAGGACAACUGGAAGCGCUUCGAGAGUGGUGUCCAGUGCUAGGUUGCCGUGCCAACAGGGAGGAUGCUGUGAGCGCCCUCUGGGGGCAGGUGAAUAGACUGCAGCGAUGUACCAAAGAUCUGAAAGCACACUUGGAGCAGAAAGGAGAGGAAUGGAUAAGCAUCACAAAUAGUAUGGAGCAAGCUUCAGUUGUGCUGGACGAGGUGAUGGCUGAGCUGCCCGAGGGGGGUCGUGAGAAAGCCAGCAGGGAGGAACUGCAUGAGCUGCUGCAGUUUUGGUCAGACUACCAGGACAAACUAGACUGCCAGCAUCGGGCUCUCUCUGCACUGGAGCUUCGAGUCGCCAGGUUACUGGGAGUCCCCGCCCACGUGGAGCAAGCCCCGCCCAUCCCACUGUGCCAGCAGCUACAAACCAUGCAAGAGAGCUAUCACAGCCUAAAGGAGCGGAGUGCCAAAGCUUGUAAGGCCACUCGGGCAGAGGUGGAGGAGAGGGAGAGGGUGCAUGAGGAACUGCAGGGCAUCAGGGAGUGGAUCAUAGCCACAGUGACCUUCCUCUCAGCGCUGGAGCAGUCACCUAGCACCAAAAAGCUACAGGGAGUUCACGCAGAGCUGUGUACCCAGAAGGCUGUGCUGCAGCGUGUCAUGGAGCGCUUGAGGAUGAAAUAUUCUGACAUGUACACCCUCGUUCCUGUGGAGAUAGAGGGCCCACUACAGGAAGUCUCUCACUCCCUACAGGAAGUGGAGGAGAAGGUGGAAGACGCAGUGGAGAGGUGUGGCCCCGUGCACAGGCUGGGUGCUAAGAUGGCGGAGAUAAUGGCCGGACUAGAGAGCGUGCAGAGCUGGCUGGAGCACCGGAGCCCCAACGUUCCGGAGGCCGAGAAAACCCUGAAGCGUGUGUGGGAUGAGCUGGACGGCCUGCAUUCGCGCCUGGCAGCCGUGGAGGUGGAACUUCAGGAUGUCAGUGAGGAGGAGGCGUGGGGUCUGAUGGAGAGUCUGGCUCAGACUCAGCAGGCACACGCACGCCUCGCCAAGCAGGCCGAAGAACGCACGGCCUUCCUCAACAAGAUACACAGGUGGCUGCAGGAACAUCAGGAGAUGGUGCAGGGUGCUCAGAGCUGGAUCACUGAAGCACAGAUGUGGCUGACAGCACCAUGCACUUAUACCACUGCCAGAUGCUUGUAUAGCCAUGUUAAUGCUCUACAGCUGGUACUGGAUGACUCAGCACAGAUCCGCCAGACCCUGCAGGGUUUUGACAGUGUGCUGAGGGAGAUGGCGAGUGUGUGUGACACCAGCCGCCUGCAGCACAAGUUGUCAGACACAGACCGCAGGGUAGCAGACACCCAGAACAGCCUGCUGGAACCUGUGUCACAGCUGGAACAUGCUGCAGCUGAGGUGGAUGCCAUGGAGUCUGAGCUGAAGGUCAUGGAGAAAGAUGUGCUGGACCUCAGAUCAGCUCUGACCUUGAAAGAGGGCAUCAGCCAGGAUAAACUCAAGGCUGUUGAAGACAGAAUUGAGCUGAUGAAGAAUACUGUAGCUGAAAUACAGAACUGUAAGGCUGGACUGGGUUUACCUGAAGGGGUGGAAAACUCACUCACUGUGUUCAAGAGUGCUGAGUUACUGCUGAAUCAACUACUGGAACUAGAGCAGCUGGUUCUGGAAGACACCAUCAUGGUAAUGGAGCCUCCUCUUGGGCCGUGUGAGAGGGCACCCCUCACUGUUUUCCCAAGCAUUGCUGAAGAGGACACGCAGGAGAGCAGUCUGGAUCAGGGGCAGACUGAGAUCGUUCACGUUAGGGAGAAUGUGUUAACAUGGCCUGGAGCUGCACUGAUGACUGUGAAGGAGUCCACUGUUGAGCAGAGACUUGGCUGGAUGAAUGAGGAGAGCAGCAGGUCCCCGGAUCACACAUGGGUCUGUGCAGGACCCACGCCAGCUGAUGUUCCAGUGGACUCCGCACAGCGGGAGAGGACAGACACUGAUUCCAAGGUGGCAGAAGGCACAUGUCUCCCCUCAGGAGCAAGCACCUCGGAAGCUGUUCCGAAACCCCCGGCCACUGUGCGGACGCAGUCUUCCCCCAGAGACCUGGUAACCGAAACUCUGUUCGUUAGAGAGCCCUCCAAACCCCCCUCCAGCAACCAGCUAAAGUGUGUGGAUCUCCUAGAACUAGAUCCCUCUGUUCAGUGCAUUUACAUGGUGGCCAUGCUCCGAGCUGCCGUAAGGCAAAACGAGGUCCGAUUCGGAGCGGGAUCCUUCCGCAGGGCGGUCAUGACCUCUGCCCAAGAGAAGGACAGGUCAGCAGGGAAGGAGCCAGCACAAGAAGGGGGAGUUCCGGCAUCUUCUGCGGAGGCUGUGGAAGUUCCGGGGCACAAGACGUUAGAAACGCAUGCAGUGGCCUCCAGUGUGGGAGGUCUAGUCCCCACAGUCAAUACACAUCAACUCAGUGUUCUAGGCCCAGACCAGAAUAUACACUCACCUGCCCAUUCUGUAGAAACACAGCCCCUAGCAGUACAGCCAUUACAGAACGUUCAGUCUGAGAUUAUACACAUCAAGGACACACACUCGGAGACCGUGUUCACACCCAGGCCAGGGAGGACUCGGGCAGCGAUCAUACUGGGCCCAGGAGAAGCAGGGGACUGCACUAGCCACCUCCCCAGCGACGGACUCUUUCUUGCCUGCCAGGAGAGAGCUUCACAGCUGGAGGUCUGGCUGGAAGAGGCCCAGUUAAGUCUCACAGGGCCGGUGCUGCCGAAUCGGAACAGAACCAUGCAGGACAGUGUAGAGAAACAGCUCCAGUGCUGUCAGGAGAUGUUUCUGGACCUCGAGCAGAAGGUGUCCAGUCAUUCUUCACUUGGUCAUGAUGAAGAGGAGAAGAUUGCUCUGAUUACCAAACUGCAGGUCCUGAAGAACAAUUUAGUUACUGUUCAACUACUGCUGCAGGAGAGAUACAGCGAGGAACAGGUGUGUGUUGGGAGAGAUCACCCCCUGCAGGCUCAGCUUCAACACAGCACCAGUGUGCAACAGAUUCUGACCUCCAAGGGCAAGAUCUUCAGACAGAGCAGCCUGCAACAGCAGCGGGAGUUAGAGCAAGGUUUGAGUGAACAGAAGGAUCUGACAAAGGCCAUUGUAGAACAAGGAACCAGAGCCCUGCUACACAGCCAGUCUACAGAGGAACACAACAGUGUCUCUGCACCAGUAUCAGAGGAUGAACUGAGACAGGAAGAGGAGGAGUCAGCGCAGAGAAAGUGGGCUCACCUCCACAGAAGACUGACCCAGAGAGCAGGAGAACAGCAGGGAGACGAGGACGAGGUCUCAGAGCAGGCUCCUGGACAACAGCAGGGAGACGAGGACGAGGUCUCAGAGCAGGCUCCUGGCCAGAUAUCCACGCCAUCUGUGUGUGUGUGGAACUAUGAUGAUGGAGCAGUGUGUCUACAGGAGCUGCAGUCACACAGCAUACACCUCAAAAAGCUGGUGCAUGCUGCAUCUUCAGCACCUGACAUGCAGACAGUGGAUGAAGGCUUAUUUGAGCUUCUGAGUGGGAUUGAGCGUUCCCUCUCAUCUCUCUUACACACACUCCUCUCGGACACAGGAACCAUUCAUGCUGAUGCACACCACCAGCUACUGCAGUUACAGAGUCUGUCUGCCGAGCUGACCUCUUUAGGUGCUGAGCUGACCUCUCAGGGGUCAGAGCUCAUGAGGUCGUUAGGCUCAGGCUCAGGGACCCGAGGAGCCAGUGCGUGUUUGGGUCUGGCACAGGCUCGUGUGAGCAUGGUGCAGAACAUCUUGUCGGGCAGACAGCACCAGCUUCAGAAGCAGAUGGAUCACAUGCUGGAGAAGCAGAGGAAGAUUAAAAAUCUGCAUGCUUCCUUGCUCGCUAACACCUCAGCCCCGGAAGUCCGGCAGUGUGACCUUCCGACGCAGCUCCAGGCUGUUGCCAGGCUACGGCAGGAGCUUCGGGAGAAGGAGCAAGAGCUGGCCGAUCUGAAAGAGGAUGCGGGCAGCGAGGGACAGGCACCGGGGCUGACCCUGGAGAUCACGACGCUGGAGAGCAUGUUGGACAGGCUGUGGUGCGGUGUGAGGGAGCGUUGUGCUGUACUACACUAUGGACAGGAUCAGCAGUGUCAUGGGGAGCGGCUUCUGCAUGGCCUGAGGAACCUGGUGGAGCUGGCCAGGGACAGACUCACCUCUGCCACGCAACUACAGCUGCACAGUCCUGAAGAGCUUCACACAUACCUGACUUCGCACACGAAGUUCUUCCUGUCUCUGGGAACCCGCCUGCAGUCUCUGCAGCAGCUGAGCAGCCGGACGCCAGACAGCGCCCUCUGUGGGCGGGAAGCUGCCGUGGCGGAUUUGGAAGAGCAGGUGGAAGGCCUGCAGCGACAGGCCCAGGAGGCGGGGACUGCUCUACAAGCAAUACUGCGGCUCUGGUCUGAGUGGGAGGAAAGUCAGUCCUGGUUGGAGAAACUACUACAAGACCUGGAGAUUCAACUUCCCAAAAUGCACUUGGGGGAGCAAAUGGAUGAGGCACUACAGGAGAGUCUCUCAACAUAUGAGACGUUGCAGAUGAUCCUUGAGCAGAACAGAGUGCAGAUCUGUCUCACUUUGGAUCAGCCACGCAGGUUACAGAGAGAGCCCAUGUCCGAACAUGGUGCGGGCGUGUCCUACGAUGUGGAAGGCAUUGUCGUGCGCCGAGCAGGUGUGUCUUCCCUGAGGCUGAAGCAGCGUUUGGCUGCUCUGCGGAGGAAGGUGGAGCAUGGACAAGAUUCCGCCCGCCAGAUGAAAAAACUAUGGAGCAGGUACCGCCGAGACCAUGCAGCGCUGAACAAGUGGAUGAGCAAAACCAGAGAAUGUCUGCACACCUGGAUCGGUCACAUGACCUCACCUAAUCAGGAAGCACAUCAAGCUCUGUCUCACUACAAAGAAUUUAUAGAGCUGAGUAAGGAACUGGAGGUGACUUCAGUGCUGAAGGCUUCUGUGAUCAGUGCCGGUACUGAAAUCCUGGCACUCAGUGAGAGAGUUCAUCAGGACGGUCCCUCCCAGCCUACCGGCACCACGGCCCGAUCCGCUCUCGAGACCACCGUUGCCGUGCGCCAGCCUGCAGGGGAGGACGCUCCUGAUAAGGACGUUUGUUCAGUUAAGAACAACAUCACCGUAGACACUGUUUCUGCAGUGGACCCCGUCCUAGUAGAAGACGUCUCCACUAAUGGAGACAGCCGUUCCCAAGCUCAUGCCUCCGCUGAACUCCUCACCAUGCCCUUUUCGAAUGAAGGGACAACUACCAUCCAGGAUGAAUGUCCAGAAGACGGAUUACCAACUAAAGACAUCAGUGGCUCCGUCCGUCCCCAGGCCGUCGACACCUGCGGAGGGAGCUCCACGUCCAGAGAGGUUAUGUUAGGAGACGGCUGCGGCCCCGGGCAGAGUGCACCGGUCUGGACGGCAGCCCUGUCCCCUGCCCUGCUCACGCUGCAGUCUCACCUCGCUCAGACGGAGCAGCGCUGGGCAGAGACCUACGCCCUCGUCCCCACCACCCAGCUGUGUCUACACCAGCGUAUGGUGGAGAGGAUGUGUCCCCAGGGACUGCUGGCCCAGGCGGGGAGCUGGAUCUCCACAGCCGAAGCCAGGCUGCAAGAGGCCGCGUGGGAGCUCCCGCCCUGCGCCACCGCACCACGCCUCCAAAAACUCCUCAGCACAUAUAAGGUCCUGAAGCGUGAGAUGUCAUGUGAGCAGAUGUCGCUGGGCUUCCUCACCCAGUCCGUGCUGAAGCACAGUGAGCUGGACUGCCCAAGCCACAGACACAGACACACAGCAUUCGCCGAGCAGCUCGGCACGCUGAACCUCCGCUGGGAGGCGCUGAGUGCAGAGCUCAACACACAGGUGUGCAAUGUGGAGCAGCUCCUGGGUAUCUGCACAGACAGAGAUGGCAAACUGAGGCUCCUGCGUGACUGGGUGAUGCGCCACAGUGCCUGGAUGCGAUUGGCAGAGAGACCUGUCAGUCUAUCUCUGGCAGAACACAGUCUGAGAGAUUGUGAGGAACUGGAAGCCAAGCUGAAUGCAAAGUCCGCCGAGCUAAGUGAUCUGAGGAAGAGGAAGCUGAGUGCCGAUGAAGAGCACGGGGACACAGAUUUCAUCAGGCAGACACGCAGGGUCUCGCUGUCUCUGAGUGACCUCGCUCAGCAGAACCAUGCUCUGAAGAAGACUCUGCAGCAGGUUUGUAAGGCGUGGUCUCAGUUUGACAGUGGGCGGAGGAAGGCAGGUCUCAACACUCUGAGACUCUCCCAAUCAUUGGAGUAUUGCCACACCACACAGACCCCCCUCGCAGCCUUCCAGAAAGGCACCGAUAGGCUCCAGGCACUGCAGGACGAGGCUGAGCAGAUUGACCGACAGUGGGAGGAGCUUAGCGACACACUGGCCACCCUUACUGAUGGAAUCAACACAGGCACCUCCCAGUUAUUAUCUGAAGAGUUGGAGAAAGACAGAGCACGGUGGUCGGAGGUAAAGCAGAACCUCACACACACAUCUCGGCAGUUUCACACACUGCUGCAGGUAUGGCGGCGCUAUUCGGCUCUGGCAGGCAGCUGCUCACAGCGGCUAGAGCAGUACAGAGAGCAACUCUCCACUCUGGCAAAGACCACAGCUGAACCGCAGAGCAGCACGGAGAAGCUGACAGCCAGUGUGCGACACGUGUGUGAGCUGCUGACUGGCAUGGAUAGCCUGCAGAAUGACCUGGACCAGGUACUCCAAACCUCCAAAGAGCUGAUUGGACAGAUGGAGCCCACAGUAGCCGUCUUCAUCCAAUUGGAAUGUCGGUUGUUGACACGUGGGUGUCUCCAGUUAGAGGAGGCCUUUAAAGAGAAGCUAUGGACAAUGCAGGAGGAACUGAAGCAGUUUGAGGAAUUUGAACAGUUGCUGGAGUCUCUAGAAACACACUUAGAGGAGUGGCAGAGCAACCAAAGGACCCACACAGACACAGAUAUAUCUGAGUCAGGUCUGUUGGAGUUGAGUUCUUACUCUGCUGACCUUGAACUGCUGAAUGAACUGAGCUACAGACUAGCCCUCGGUGAACCCACGACCCAGAAGUUACAGAGCCUGAACAGGAAGUGGGUUCAUGCAUCUGCGCUUGCUCAGGAGAGAUGCAGUGAACUCCAGGCAGUGUCUCUUCAACAGAAGAGUUUUGAGGAAAGAUGUAAGACCUGGACAGUUUUUCUGCAGCGGAUGGAGGACAGCCUCGUGGUAGAGAUUUCAUCAACCUACCCUGGACUUCGAGAGCAGCUACGCACACACCAGCGGUUCCAGGCUGAGUUGCCCCUAGGACACCAGAUUCUACACUCUGUCAUCACUGGGGCACUGCACUUGCUCAACAGAGGAGAGGUGGAGGACAGGAGCGACUUCCUCCUGAAGCUGGCCCAGCUGAGGGAGCGCUGGCAGGAGGUGGUGUGGAGGGCGGCUCAGGGGCGCUCCCUGGUGGUAGGACUGACGCAGCACUGGCGUCUCUACACUCGCACACUGCACAAGCUCCAACGCCUGCUCACGCUCGCGCAUGCCCUGGUUCCGCCCGCCGGCCUCACGCACCGCAGCGUCCCGCAGCUUAGGCGCUUGUGGGACGACAUGGAGCGUGCUGAGAUGCUCUUCCAAAGGUCUCUCUCCAGCUAUCUGCUGAUUCUGGAGGUGGGCAAGCAGCUGUUCUCGGCGAGCGGGGAGGAAGCUCAGAUGCAGCUGCAGACAGACCUUGCCACCCUGCAGGACGAAUGGGAGAGCACCCGGUGCAUGCUGGGAAAGAGGAGGACCCUCACUGCUGAUGUCAUCCAGAACUGGGAUCGCUGCAUGCUAAAACUGGCAGAUCACGCACAGCGUCUGGAGGAGGUGAGGGUCAGGCUGAAGCAGCCGAUCCAAGAUACAAAGGAGGAGCGUGGUCUGGUAAAGGAGAUUCAAGACUCCCUGGAAAACUGGGUGGCAAGCCUGUCUGAACUGAACACCAUGAAGACAGACCUAUCCCAGUACAUCAUCACCGACGACAUCCUACUACUGCAGGAGCAAGUAGACCAUCUUCACUGCCAGUGGGAGGAACUCUGCCUCAAAGUGUCUUUGCGUAAGCAGGAGAUUGCUGACCACCUGAACGCCUGGAUCAUCUUCAAUGAAAAGAACAAAGAGCUUUGCGAAUGGCUCACUCAGAUGGAGAACGAGGUGGCACACAGUGCCGAACUCAGCAUCGAGGACAUGGUGGAGAAACUGAAGAAGGACUGCAUGGAGGAAAUCAACCUGUUCAGCGAGAACAAGACUCACCUGAAGCAGCUGGGAGAGCAGCUGAUCACUGCCAGCAACAAGACCAAGGAGGCAGAGAUCAACGACAAGCUCAAGGACAUCAACGACCGCUGGCUGCACCUGUUCGACCACAUCGAGGCCAGGGUGAAGAAGCUUAAGGGGACUCUUGUGAUGGUGCAACAGUUGGAUAAGAACAUGAGUAACCUGCGGACGUGGCUGUCCCGCAUCGAGGGCGAGCUCGCCAAACCCAUCGUCUACCGCGUCUGCCACGGGGACGAAAUCCAACGCAAACUGGCUGAACAACAGGAACUGCAGAGGGACAUUGAGCAGCACACAGAGGGUGUUGCGUCAGUGCUGACGCUGUGUGAUGUGUUACUGCAUGACACUGAUGCGUGCGGCAGCGACGCGGAGAACGACUCAAUCCAACAGACGACGCACAGCCUGGACCGCCGCUGGCGAAACAUCUGUGCCAUGUCUAUGGAGAGGCGGAUGAGGAUUGAGGAGACGUGGCGCCUGUGGAGCAAGUUUAUGGAGGACUACUCUCGUUUCGAGGAGUGGCUGAGUGCGGCGGAGAGGACGGCAGCAAACCCCGCCAGCGCUGACGUCCUCUACACAUGCGCCAAGGAGGAGCUCAAGAAGUUCGAGGCAUUCCAGCGGCAGGUGCAUGAGCGGCUGACACAGCUGGAGCUGGUGAACAAGCAGUACCGACGGCUGGCCCGGGAGAACCGAACCGACACCGCCAGCAAGCUGAAGAUGAUGGUGAAUGAGGGGAACCAGCGCUGGGACACACUCCAGAGGAGGGUGACCGCAGUCCUGCGCAGGCUCAAGCACUUCACAUCCCAGCGGGAUGACUUCGAGGGGUCACGAGAGGCCAUUCUGAUGUGGCUCACCGAGAUGGACCUGCAGCUCACCAACGUCGAGCACUUCUCCGAGAGCGACAUCCGUGACAAGAUGAGACAGCUCGACGCGUUUCGGCAGGAGAUCACUCUGAACACGGACAAGAUCGACGCUCUGAUCGUGUUUGGGGAGAAUCUGAUCCAGAAGAGCUGCCCCGUGGAUGCCGUGUUGAUCGAGGAGGAGCUGGAGGAGAUGCACUCCUACUGCCAGGAGGUGUUCGGCAGGGUGGAUCGCUUCCACCGCCGCCUGGUCCUCAGACGCCCGGUCCUGGACGAGGAGUAUGAUUUCUCCGACAGGGACGCAGAUGUGGAGGACUCGUUGGAGCUGGAGACGGAAUGGGCGCGGGGGGGGCGAGCCAAAAGGGGAGAUUCCGGAGGCUGCAGCUCAAGCUCCACCCAGCGGGCGGAAUGCCACGGGCUCCUCCCACCUCCCCUGCAGCCAUCUGGCCGCGACACCCCCGGCAGCGUGGACUCCAUACCCCUCGAGUGGGAUCACACCGUGGAUGUGGGGGGAUCUUCGUCACCUGAGGAUGAGGAAGAGGUCACGUACUAUAGUGCACUCUCAGACAUAGAGGUCGCUGAGAGCUCUGAGGCUUGCGUUAAUGCUACAGCUCGAGCUCUUAGUGCCAGACCUGUGGGCAGGGCAAUGACAGAGCCCCCUGGCUGGCAUAGCCCCGCCCCCAAGGACAGGGAGCGAAUUAUCCACAGCCUGACGUCGUCCCCUACACACGUCAGCACCUCCUACCACCCACACGGCUAUGCUAAGCUCAUGUCAGAGUGCAACGAGAGCAUAGACAAUGUGAAGCGAGUCAAACUCAUUCUGAAUGAUGGGGAGGUGCUGGAGGACCAAGGCCUGACCACACUGUCUGCUGCAGACCAACAUACCAGCGUGAUCGAGCGCUGGGAGCUCCUUGGGGCAAGGCAGGCCUGCGUAGACAGGGAUGUCCUCCGGUGGGGAGCACAGAGCCAGCAUGGGAUGGGUGCUGAGCUCGAUGAGGUCACGGUCUGGCUGGACAGCGUGCUGCCGGAGCUGGACAGACUGCGCAGGACCGACGCGUCCGGCAGCAUCAGGGACAUGGAGACCAGUGUCCGCGAGCUGAAGGAGAUGCAGAGGACAUUUAGUAGCUACAAGGCUCUGAUGAUUGGCGUGAAUCUGAGUGGGCGGGACUUGCAGCAUGGAGACAAUGCGGAGCUGGACGAGCUGAGGGAGGGCCUGCGGGCAGCCAAUCAGAAGUGGAUGUGUGCCUGUGCCUCCCUCGACUCCUGGGAGGGCCAACUGCAGCGUGCACUCUUGGAGUGUCAGGAGUUCCAUGAGACGCUGCACUCCCUGCUGCUCUGGCUAGCCCGUGCAGAGAGCCAGCGCUACAUGGUCAACAUUCAUGAUCAUAAUGUGGACACGAGUUUGCUACAGGAGCACAGAAACACACUCAGGGUGGUGUAUGAGGAGCUGCAGUGCCAGGAACUGGAGGUGCGCCCCCUGCAGGAGAUCUCCUCACACAUCCUGCAGCUGGACCAGGGGGACGACAGCCUGGAGGCCAAAGAGAAGGUGCACGUUAUUGGCAACAAGCUCCGUCUUCUCCUCAGACAGGUGACUCAGGACCUGAGCACUCUGCAGGCUAGACUGGACUCUGAGGGCAGCGAUGGUUGGGGCCCCGCGGGACUGUCGGCCUUGUCGGACGAGGAAGCAAAGGCUGUUGAAAGGAGACCUGGCAGUGCUAAGCGGAAGAUGUCCCCCACCCGGCCCCUCCUGUACCGGGUGCUGCGGGCAGCAUUGCCCAUCCACGUCCUCCUCCUACUGGUGCUCGCGCUGGCCUGCCUGGUGCCACCAUCCGAGGACGACUACAGCUGCGCCCUCUCCAACACCUUCGCCCGCUCCUUCUACCCCAUGCUCCGCUACACCAAUGGACCCCCUCCGACGUGAGGAACAAGAAAUACCGCCACCACCGUGGUGCUGCCGAAAUGAGCCCUUCGGUUAGUGCUGGAGAUGGGAGGUACCAAGCAUUCACGAAGGGGCAAAUGAAUGCUCUCAUCAUACUUCCUCCUAACGCACCUGGACUCUGAGGGGAAGUUUAUUUAUUUAUUUAUUUUGUGAAAAUACUUUUUUUCUGCCACAAGCAGACAUUACUGCCAGUGACGAGCCAGUUCUGACAUCGGUGAUUGCAUAAGACUAAAGUGUAGCACUCAGCAUUCGUCAAUUUUAAGACACAAACAGGAAAACUUCAUGAAUGUGUACUUUUAACAUUACCAAACUGUCAGACUCCUGGAACACAUCACUGUUAAUUUAUUUUUGAAAUAAUGCCUACUGACGCACCUGGGCAGUCCAUUUUUGUGCAUAUCAACUGAACACAGAUCUGUCAUCAUGUUUGAUCUAGAAAUCCACACAUGCUUUGUGCAAAUAUGAAGUGCUUUUGGAUUGGUGUUUGUUUCACCUUUUUAUUUGUAAUGAUUUCAGCUGCCAGUUCCGUGCUUGUGAAGCGCACACAACCGGUGACACAAGGCUAGAGCAUGUGUAAUGUCACCUCAUUAGUUCACACCUCGGGCCUCUUUGUUCUAUCUACAGUGUGGUGGCAAUCUUUCACUGUGCGUAUAUAGUACGUCUGGUAAAGAGACGCAAUUCAAAUAAUACAAAACUACUGAUUUAGAGGACUAAAUCUCAGUUAUUAAUUACAUUUUCUGUGUUCAGGGAAAAAAUAUACUUCAUGAUUAUUUUGUGUGCUUAUUUAUUUUUGGGGUGCUAGAACUAUUAACUGAACACAGAGCUGUUGCGCUUUUAAGUUCUUGCUGGGUUUUCCUUUAGCUUGUCAUGGUGUUAGCCUGUUGGGCUGCUGUUAACUGGGAAUGCUUCAGCAGUGUCCACUCCCUCUGUUCCUGGCCAGGCCAUCUACAUGAACUUACUUAGAUAUACAUAUGCAGAUAUGCCAAAAAGAUAAGGGGUGCAAUGAUCUCACAGCAGAAGCUGACUAGUGUCUUAGACUAAUGAUUUGCAUAGGAUCACUAUGUGUAAAGUCAAUCAUGAGCUAAUGUCAGGUCCUCCAUCAUGUACCAGCGUCAGCGGUUCAAACCAACUACUGAAACGUUCUGAACACAAAUUUAAAAAAAUAUAUUUUUUGAUGUGUACCCAUGCUAACUACAUACCUGGUUAUGGCAUGAUUCACUACCUAUUAUUAAAAUUAUAUAUUUAUUUACACACAAAGCUUUGCCCCUUCCUGUCAAAGGUCAUAUGGUUUCAGCAAACCAAGCCAAUGGGAGGGUAUAUAAUGAGAUUUUGUUUUGGGUUUUUUUUAGUAUUUAGAGGAUGAUGUAUAGAUCAAAGCCAUCUUCAUUACAAAUAAAUUAAGAUGUUUGUCAGUAUGACACUGCAA